Messenger RNA from Phasianus colchicus (ring-necked pheasant), 1806 nucleotides. It is a transcript of the gene ITGB3BP, whose product is annotated as integrin subunit beta 3 binding protein. Gene Ontology annotation, cellular component: nucleoplasm. NCBI's taxonomy places the organism in Eukaryota, Metazoa, Chordata, Aves, Galliformes, Phasianidae. The record is from RefSeq and is a predicted model, not a curated record. Gene Ontology annotation, biological process: CENP-A containing chromatin assembly; regulation of DNA-templated transcription.
UUCCAGCCGGCGGCGUUAGGCUGCUGCACGGCGCUGGGCGGGACGCGCGAGGCGGCGGGAGCUGUUCGAACCGCCGCGAUGUCAGCUAAGAGAUCACUGAAGUUAGACAGUGUUAAGAAACAUAAUCCAGUUGAAGCAAGCCCUUCAGCCAAGAAGCAGCAGCUGAACUGCUAUUCACCAACAACAGGAACAUGCCAGAUAAGUCCAUUUUCAUCUCCCUCAAGUCAUAAUGCAGAGGAUCUUAGAAACUGCUUAUCGCAUGGAAAUGAAACUACUUCAGAAAGCAGAUUAUCCAGAAGAGGGCAGCCUCAAACAGUGAAGGAUGCGUUUGCAGCCUUGCAGUCCAAUGUGAAAAGUUCAUUGGUGAGAAUUCUGAAAACAAGAGAAAACCUGAAAAGCCUACAGGCUUUAGAGGGCAGCAGAGAGCUGGAAAAUAUCAUCGGUGUCUCCGACUCGUCUUGCAUCUUGAGAGCUGAGCUGCAGAAAACUCAAGCGCUAAUGAGCCAAGCAGAAGAACUGCAGCUGUUGAAAAGGAACCAUGGACAAUUUCCUGCCCGAGAGUACGCUCAGCCAGCCAGCAGCUCUGCCUUCCUGCAGUUGCUCCUCGACUCUCUGUAGCCUCUGUCUGCUGUGCAACUUCGCCAGCUGCUGCACACAGGCAUUAUGUGAAAAAUGCAUUCCACAUCAACCCAAAGUUCUACAUCUGCUUGAUUGUACUUAAAAGGAGAGAAGGACCAACUGUAAGCCUAUCUCCCAGCAAAUACCAGUUAGGAAUUGCUUGCUGUGCUAGGCAGGUGCACUUCUAGAUAAAAUUUCUGGCAUCUAUUUAAACUUAACAAUGUGCACAACCAGAUAAUCUCAAUGUAAAUAAUACAUUUCUUUGUGGUUAUUUUAUCCCAGCGUGUGUACAGAACGUUGAUCUAGAUUUACUGCUGCAUGGAAUAUUAACUAUUUUCUUCUAUAUAUUUGCAGUAAGAAUGUAAAAUAGUUAUGUUGCUCUGGUUUAAAAAAAGUUGCAGUAAAGCAUUUCCUGCAAGAACUGCUGAGAAGAAAAUGUUGUAAAAGAGAAGCAUUGGAUCCCACAACUUCAGGGAGCAAUGGAAAACUUCACAAAGCAUGAUGCUCUAGGAAAUGGCUGCUUCCUGCUGGGCUGCUCAAUUAAUCUCACCAGCAAUAAGGCAGCAAAGCACGAUCUAAAUGACUGCGUCUGGGUUUCCAACAGACUUCCUAAAAAUCUACAAUAUUUGACAGGUGACACAGCUUUUUAUAAUGAUGAUGGUGACCAAAAGAUAAAGGAAGCUCUAUUAUGCAAGGUUCCAAUUGCUGACCCUUUGAUUUGUUUAUACUUGGGCAAAUUACUCAUCUAUAGCUGCCACUUAAGGACAAAUUUGCCAUCUACAAAGAUGCUUUCUCUAAUGCUGUCAACAUUCUGUUGACAUUCUUUGUACGUCAUCAUUUUAGUUUGGUUUCAGUAUUAAAUGAUAUGUAGAGAAGUUUUUACCAAACAACUUCUCUUUGCUCACUAUGCUCAAAAUUGAACUGCUGAGUUAGUUAGGUGCAGCCUCUCUUGUGGUGAGAGUGCAAUAGAAUGACUUUUUCCCCAGAAUGACUUUUUUUCCCUUAAAUUUCAUGAACAGAGAGAAGUUCAAUAUAAACACAGAAAAUUGAACAUCAUUUCUUGCUAACCAGUUUCUAGAACACUGAGUAAGAAACAUUACAAUGUGUAGUUAAAUAUAUACAUAGUCAAACGUGGAUGUACUGAAGCUUUGGGAGUUUUUAAUAAAUAAAAAUUACUUUUGCAUUUAA